ACAGCUGCCAAAGUUUCCAAGUUCUGAGAACGAUUGUUGGUCCCAACGAGGAACGAACCGACCGUGUGAACGACUCGCGUGAUUCUAUGUCAACAUUUCUUUUCGACUGAAACGGAGUCUUAGGAUGUAUACUACUGGACUGACCCCGUUCUAUGCCUCCAAUUUUAAUCUGUGGCCCGCAUACUGCUCCGGUGGUUUUGCUUUGGACGCCGUAAAAAAGCCUUCGUUUUGCAUCGCCGACAUCCUGCAUGGAGAGUCCGAGAACGUCCCCGGUUCUUCGACGUUUGUCGCUCAUUUGGGACACCAUGCUCAGCUUCAGAGCUCGGCAUCACCGCUACGACCCUCGCCGGUGACCCCAGAAUCUUCAGUAUUCGCCUCCAGAAUGUCCCCGGUCUCUUCUUACCAACGUCACUCCGGGAUGCACGCGACCCUUUCUGCCUCGUCCCGGGUGCACCUCAGCGGCUCUCCACCACAGGCCCCGGCUCCUUCCAGCAAAGACCUCAAGUUUGGAAUUGAUCGCAUCUUAUCUUCGGAAUUCGAUUCUAAACCAAAAGACUGUUCUCCUCUAAGAGAUCUCACGCCAGUUAUCGGUGCGAAUCGCCAUUCGGGGGUGCGUUUGUCCAUACAGCCUUCAGCGAGUCAGUUCUUCGCGUCGUUGGAGACUGGAAUCGGUGAGCCACCGUCGAUCAUGAGCAACGGUGCCAGGCACUCAGUACAGCAACAGUUUCAGGACACAUUCCCAGGUCCUUAUGCUGUUCUAACAAAAGACACAAUGCCUCAGACGUACAAACGGAAGCGCUCCUGGUCCAGGGCGGUCUUCUCUAACCUCCAGAGAAAGGGCCUGGAGAAAAGAUUUGAGAUUCAGAAGUACGUCACCAAACCAGACCGAAAGCAACUGGCCGCGAUGCUGGGCCUCACCGAUGCUCAAGUGAAGGUGUGGUUCCAAAACAGAAGGAUGAAAUGGAGGCACUCAAAAGAGGCGCAGGCCCAGAAGGAGAAAGAGAAGGAGCUGAGCGACAAGUCCCCGAGCUCCGCGUGUUUGGAGGCAGAGGCGCGGCGGCGCAGCUCCGAGUCCGACAGUGACGGCAGCGCGUCCGACUUCGAGGUUGUGCCGGAGAAACGGGACUGUGACGUCACAGAGCAGCAUACGGCCAGCGUCAUCAAGUCGGGCGCGACCCCCGAGGAGCCAACGCUGCAGGGUAAAGAGGCAACAACAGAGCCAGUGACAGCGAUAUCUACGACACAGAUUGUACUGCAAUGAAGACACCAAACGCGGUGACGACCUCGCGAGGCCCGUCCAGUGACUUUACUAUCAUGGACGCCGAAGGAGUUAAGCUGCGAGUGACCACUUGCAGUGACUGUACGCCGUCUCGAGAUUCUUUCAUGUUGUCCCAGCCGGCAGGACUUGACCUUUUCGUCAUUAUGAGCCGUCUUCAGUGGACGUGCUGUGGCCGAUGUUUCUAAAACGUUCACGCACUUUCCCCCGGCGUGUCUCUCUUUGUAGUAACACGAGGUGGUUUUGCAUCCCAUAAUAAGGAUAAGGCGGACACACUGAGCUGAAAUGGAUCAUUUGGGCCAGAACGUGACUUUUUAU
Polypterus senegalus (gray bichir) is the source of this 1594-nucleotide messenger RNA. RefSeq names its product H2.0-like homeo box 1 (Drosophila) (gene hlx1). Gene Ontology annotation, biological process: regulation of DNA-templated transcription. The record is from RefSeq and is a predicted model, not a curated record. Gene Ontology annotation, molecular function: DNA-binding transcription factor activity, RNA polymerase II-specific; sequence-specific DNA binding. Lineage: Eukaryota; Metazoa; Chordata; Cladistia; Polypteriformes; Polypteridae.